GUGAAACAAGAAGAUCUAGAGUAGCCGACGCAGACCUCGACAAAACAGCGAAGAUGUCUCAGUGCAUGAGAACCUUAAACCCUCCAAAAACCCUUCUCAACAACACUAAUCUCUCAUUAUCCAAUCCGACUGUACCUUCAAUCUCUUCCUUUGAACCAAAAUUCAAACCAAAAUCAAAGAGAUACCUGAGGAUAUCCGUAACUUCUGCACAUAAUCAAACCCAGAAACAAAAAUUGUCACUUGAUGCUCUAAUCAACAAUAGCCGCAAAGAGGAGCUCCUUGGCGCCAUUAAAGGCUCAUUAUCUAAUUGUCUCUCGGAGACAAAUCUUCAUUUGACGGUUCCCGGUCUCAAAUCCAAGACCAGAGGAAAGGUGAGAGAUAUUUAUGAUGGUGGGGAUUAUCUUGUUUUGGUCACAACUGAUCGGCAGAGUGCAUUUGAUAGAAUUCUCGCUUCUAUUCCCUUUAAAGGCCAGGUUCUAAACGAGACGAGUCUGUGGUGGUUCAAUAGAACUCAACACAUAACUCAGAAUGCUGUUGUGUCUGCUCCUGAUAAAAAUGUUGCGAUUGCAAAGAAAUGCUCAGUUUUUCCUGUUGAAUUUGUUGUUAGAGGGUAUGUGACCGGAAGUACCGAUACCUCGCUAUGGACAAUCUACAAAAGUGGUAUCCGAAAUUACUGUGGGAACGCCCUUCCAGAUGGCUUGGUAAAAAACCAGAAGCUGACUGAAAAUAUACUUACUCCAACAACCAAGGCUACAGAUCAUGAUGUUCCUGUAACUCCUAGCGAGAUAAUUGAGCAGGGGUUAAUGACUCAAGCUGAUUAUGAUGAAGCCAGUAGAAAAGCAUUGAGCUUAUUUGAGUAUGGACAGCGUGUGGCUUUGGAGCAUGGCUUGAUAUUAGUAGACACAAAAUAUGAAUUUGGAAAGGGCUCUGAUGGUUCAAUUUUAUUGAUUGAUGAGGUGCAUACACCUGACUCUAGCAGAUACUGGAUUGCACAUUCUUAUGAAGAACGCAUUCAGGAUGGCCUUGAACCUGAAAAUGUUGAUAAGGAGUUCUUGCGGUUGUGGUUCAAGGAUCAUUGUGAUCCAUACAAAGAUGAGGUCCUUCCUGAUGCUCCUGAAGAACUUGUUUGUGAGCUAGCUUGGAGAUAUAUUUUCCUGUACGAGAAGAUAACUAAAUCAAAAUUUGAGGUGCCAUUGUUAGAGGAACCAAUACACGAUCGGAUCUCAAAAAAUGUUGAAUUAGCAUUAUCAUCCUUGAAGUGAUUCUAGGCGUGAGGCUCCACAUGCUUCUCUGAUUGAGAUUACAGCAGGAAUUGGAGACUCACCUUUCUUUGACGCUAUUUUAUGCGUUUGGUCUUUGGCUAUGCUAAUUUCCAGAGGCCUUGGUUUAUGAUUGAGUUGUGCAUAAUAGGCCAAAUUAUUCUGGGUCAACUCACUCAUAUUACAAAUAAUCAGCUGGUCUAUUGUGUGCUCAUCUUCAUGGUGCAUUUUCAUUGAAAAUAGAAAUGAAUGAAUUUAUGCAA
Molecule: messenger RNA, 1522 nt
Organism: Hevea brasiliensis (rubber tree)
Lineage: Eukaryota; Viridiplantae; Streptophyta; Magnoliopsida; Malpighiales; Euphorbiaceae
Product: phosphoribosylaminoimidazole-succinocarboxamide synthase, chloroplastic
Exons: 12
Coding region: 54-1262 (402 amino acids)
Biological process (GO): 'de novo' IMP biosynthetic process
Cellular component (GO): chloroplast stroma; cytoplasm
Molecular function (GO): phosphoribosylaminoimidazolesuccinocarboxamide synthase activity
Source: RefSeq, a predicted model, not a curated record